AUGGGCAACUGCUGUGCGACGCCGCCGGCGGUGGACGGUGGCGGCGGCGGCGGCGGGAAGCAGCAGAAGGAGCCCAAGCAGAGGAAGGGCAAGAAGCCCAACCCCUUCUCGAUCGAGUACAACCGGUCGGCGCCGCCGGGGGCCUCCAGGCUGGUGGUGCUGCGGGAGCCCACGGGGACGGGCCGGGACAUCGCCGAGCGGUACGAGCUCGGCGGGGAGCUCGGCCGCGGGGAGUUCGGGGUCACCUACCUCUGCACCGACCGCGCCACCAGGGAGGCCCUCGCCUGCAAGUCCAUCUCCAAGAAGAAGCUCCGCACCGCGGUGGACGUCGAGGACGUGCGCCGCGAGGUGGAGAUCAUGCGCCACCUCCCCAAGCACCCCAACAUCGUCACCCUCAGGGACACGUACGAGGACGACAAUGCCGUGCACCUCGUCAUGGAGCUCUGCGAGGGCGGGGAGCUCUUCGACCGGAUCGUCGCCCGGGGACACUACACGGAGCGCGCCGCCGCUGUGGUCACCAAGACCAUCGUCGAGGUCGUGCAGAUGUGCCACAAGCAUGGAGUGAUGCACCGGGACCUCAAACCAGAGAAUUUCUUGUUUGCAAACAAGAAAGAAACCGCGGCGCUGAAAGCAAUUGAUUUUGGCCUGUCUGUUUUUUUCACUCCAGGUGAGCGGUUCACUGAGAUUGUUGGAAGUCCUUAUUACAUGGCUCCAGAGGUGUUAAAGAGAAAUUAUGGCCAAGAGGUUGAUGUUUGGAGUGCAGGAGUGAUUCUUUACAUCCUUCUUUGUGGUGUCCCUCCAUUCUGGGCAGAAACUGAACAAGGUGUUGCUCAAGCAAUUAUCCGGUCUGUCAUUGACUUUAAAAGAGAUCCAUGGCCUAGGGUCUCAGAUAAUGCAAAAGACCUUGUCAGGGGAAUGCUUAACCCAGAUCCAAGGAGGCGUUUGACAGCUCAGCAAGUGCUUGAUCAUCCCUGGUUGCAGAAUAUUAAGAAGGCUCCAAAUGUCAAUUUGGGUGAGACAGUUAAGGCCAGACUUCAACAGUUCUCUGUGAUGAACAAGUUCAAGAAGCAUGCACUUAGGGUCAUAGCUGAGCAUCUUUCGGUAGAAGAGGUGGCCGGCAUAAAGGAUAUGUUUGAAAAGAUGGACCUUAACAAAGAUAGUAUGAUUAAUUUUGAUGAACUGAAGCUUGGUCUGAAUAAACUUGGCCACCAAAUGCCUGAUGCAGAUGUCCAAAUACUAAUGGAUGCUGCUGACGCUGAUGGAAAUGGGUGCUUAGACUAUGGAGAAUUUGUUACUCUGUCUGUUCACCUGAAAAAGAUCGGCAAUGACGAACAUCUGCAUAAGGCAUUUGGAUACUUUGAUCGGAACAAGAGUGGAUAUAUUGAAAUUGAUGAACUCCGGGAGUCAUUAGCUGAUGAUCUGGGACCAAAUCAUGAAGAGGUUAUCAAUGCCAUCAUCCGUGAUGUAGACACUGAUAAGGAUGGCAAGAUAAGCUUUGAUGAGUUUGUGGCAAUGAUGAAGGCCGGAACUGACUGGAGGAAAGCCUCGAGACAAUAUUCGAGAGAACGGUUCACUAGCCUCAGCUUGAAGCUGCAGAAGGACGGAUCGUUGCAGAUAACAAAUUGUGUGAUCCAGACCAUCACAAAAAGUACUACGCCUUUGAUGAAAGGUAGUGUACAAGAGAAAGAGGAAAAAGUUUGUGGAUUAUAUUCUGAAGCUGAAAGGGUGAAAGUAAAAUUGACAGCUUAA
Molecule: messenger RNA, 1749 nt
Organism: Triticum turgidum subsp. durum (durum wheat)
Lineage: Eukaryota; Viridiplantae; Streptophyta; Magnoliopsida; Poales; Poaceae
Source: the annotation of a GenBank genome assembly